AUGAAGCCCUUAAGUUUAUCCAUGGACAACACAAAUUACAUCCCGACAACACUCUCUGCUGGCUGCUCUUGGGUGAAAGUUUUGGUGUUCGAGGUUCUCAAGGAGUUGCACCAGCAUAAUCCUUACUUCAGUGGCAUACUUAUUAAGUGUUUAGAUGGACCAACUGAUUCUUUUCUCUUUCAGGAUGGGUACUUGUUCAAAGGUUCCAAAUUGUUCAUUCCUGAUUGUUCCUUACGAGUGGCCAUUGUUUCCAAAGCUUAUGGCGGUGGACUGGCGGGUCAUUUUGGCUGUGAUAAAACUUACUCACUAGUCUCUUGUCAUUUCUAUUGGCCUCGUUUGGACUUUGACAUCAUGCUUUUUUAUAAAGCUGCAAGACUUGUCAUAUUGCGAAAUCUCACAAGCAAAAUACUGGUCUUUAUACUCCCCUUCCCGUACCUACUGCUCCUUAGGAGCAAGGUAGCCUAG
Molecule: messenger RNA, 465 nt
Organism: Tripterygium wilfordii
Lineage: Eukaryota; Viridiplantae; Streptophyta; Magnoliopsida; Celastrales; Celastraceae
Exons: 2
Coding region: 1-465 (154 amino acids)
Source: RefSeq, a predicted model, not a curated record